GCGGGACACGCACUGUACAGCUCUGGCCACCUGGAGUCUGUGGGACCGACUGCUGCAGCGAUGGAAGCUCCUUGAAGGCCUUUUUCAAGCAGCCCUAGCCCGUCAAGGGAAAACGGCACCCACCGCUUGGAAAACUGGGGGGGUCCUUUCUCCUGCACAUCCCAGAGGAGACCCUUUCCCCUUUUUGCUUCCUCGUCCACCCUCUCCGGCUGCACACCUGGCCCAGGCAGCCAGGAAUUCCUGCAGGUAAGGAGCCAUGCUGCCACUGCCUCAAAGGGUACCAUUGUUUGCAGCCCUCUCUAGCAAGGCGGGGGCUAUUUGUCUCCUUGGUUGCGUGGCCAGGUGAGAGAGAGGGGUGAAGGCUGUAGCAGGAGCAAGAAGAGGGGGGAGGAUCUCAAACCGAGCCGCUCUUCCUAUGGGAGCCCCCCGCCCUUUCCCAAAUAAAUGUUAGAAAUUCUAGGGCCAGCCAUUUCCCUGGCCCAUGGGGUAGACAGGCAUCACCUUCAAAUCUCUCCCUCUACCCACCCCCAGAAAACUCUGGUUCCUGACAGAAGUCCCUCCAGCUCUCUGCAUGUCAGGUCCUUCACUAGUUUGGGCAGGUAGCUUUUUCAGAGGGACUUAACUCAUACAACACGGGCUCCAGGGACUUUUUUGUGUUUGCGUCUCAUGAUGAGGAGCAAAGAAGCUUCUUUCCCUCAGAAGCUGCCCUUACCCAUGUUCAAGUUACAGGUGCGUUUAUGGGGUGUUUUGAUCAGGAACCUUUAAUGGCUUGUUCCCAUUGCGUCUCUUUUUUCUGAGCAACUGUGUCUCAUUUUGCAAGGGAAAAUGCAAUUAUUUCCUGAACCCCCGGGGUGGAAGGGAGUAGAACAUUUGUACAUACAAAUGACGCACACCAAGGUCACAUUUGCACCAUGCUCUUAAAGCACUAUUGCACCUCUUUAAUGGUUGCGCAGAAUCUUGGGAACUGUAGUUUGUUAAGGGUUCUGAUCUCACAGAGCUAAAGUUCCCAGCAACCUUAAGAAAAUACAGUUCCCAGUAUUCCCCGUGACUUUGAAUAUAUGGUCUGACUGUGGCAUUAGGCUGCAGCAUUCUCCCGUGGGGCAGAGAGGUAAUUUUAGACUCUGGGUUAUGAUGUUAAAUGGCCGUGUAUAUUCGCUGCAAAAUAUUUGUAAAAUAGCCUUUGCUUGCUGCAGUUGUUGCCACACACACACACACACACCCUGCACCCGUUCAUUCUGCAUGGGCAUUUUUGAAGUGCGCAGGUUCACUUGCAAACAGGCCAGCAACAAGUGGCCUUGUGCACAAACACAACUCAGCAAUACAAAACCACACGGAUGAAGAGAAACAUCCUUCACCUAUUCCAAGUCUUGUGCGUGUACAUUUGUGUUGCAAGCCAACACAACCAGCCUGUGUGAGGAUGAAAGAAAGCGGCUGUCACAGCCGUUAUAACGGCAGGGGUGGGGAGUUGGGCAUUUGCAAAAGGAAACACCCCCAUACUUCUUGAGCUGGGGUAUGCAGUUGCUUCAUGCGUGCUUGUGAAGACACUUUCCUCCCAUAUUAUGAUGCAAGAUGACCUGUGGGAAUCCUGGAGUAAACACAAACUUUUGGGUCCACGAUAGGUGGAAGUUGUUUAAGGAGGUGUGUAGCCGGCCAGCUCUCUCUGAUUUGAAUCCAGGGCUGAGGUGCAGGUGUUGGAUUUGGGUGUUGUGGCUCAGGGUCCCUCCAGACUGUUGUUUUAUUUCGGGUGUCUUCUUGCAGCAUGUUCUUGACACAAUAACAGGGUGUUGGUGGUGGUCUUAUUCUGCUUUAUUAGCUGUAAUUUUCUUAUUUAUUCCACAAUAUUUACCACUUGAUUGCCAUAAAGCAUCAAAGCGGUUUAGAAAAAAAGAAUAAAUUUAAAAAUGAGUGGAAAAACCAGUUAAAAACAACUAUUUAAACCACUCAAAAAUAAUAGAAAUCAACAGGCUAAAAAAACACACACAAUUAAAACAUGUGCCAGCUAGCCUUUUCUAAACAAAAACAUUUUUUAGCAAAGAGAACAGUGAAGGCUGCUGCCUGAUGUCAAUCGGAAAGGAGAUCCAUUUAUUACACGUAUGAUGCUUUCCCGGUGCUAUUGCUGUCUGAAGGGGCUAUCAUGCAAUAAAAGUGAGACAACCCGAUCCCUCAGACUUUUGUGGUAUGAAAAGUUAUGGGAUUUCAGCGCAUGUACUGGUGGGAAAUGAAGCAGUAUAACUGCCCAAAGACUUUUGCAGGAGCAAAUAGUAUUGAAGGUGGGGUUGUGUCUGACAGCCCUGACAGCAGCAUGAACACAAAUCAUCACAAACGCCCUAUAGAAAAUAUGUCUCUUGAGUCUGGGAAUGUGUGAGGUACAUGAGCCAGAGCAAUGUAAUGGAGCACUGGAUUUGCGUGUGAGAUUCAAAGCCUUGCUUAGCUAUGAAGUCCCAUGGGUUACCUUAACCAAGACAGUUUGAAUAACGUUGACUAGAGAGAUAGAGAGAUGGUAGUGUUUGUUUGCAUGGUGGAGAGAAAGACACAAAUACACACAGAGAAAGAGAGAGAGGGAGAGGGAGAAAGAACGAGAGAGACUUAUAUAUAGUGCUUUUUUCUACAAAAAAAAAUUGUUUAGGGGUACUCUCAUUGUGACUCAAGAAAACCACCACUUUAUAGUUCAAAUCAGGGAAAAUAAAUACAGUAAAUGGACAAAAGUACAAAGAUUCACAAAAUGUUUAGGGCUAUGCGUCCCCCUGUGUCCCCGUCCCCCCAGAAAAAAGCACUGCUUAUAUAUAUAAAUAUAUAUUAAAUUGUUUGGUUUGUAUCAUUGCCCUUUUGCCUCUGCUGAAGAAGUUAUUUCUUAUCUCAGAAACCUGCAAAUCUUAUUUAUCCAGAGGCAGCAGCAGCAGGCCAAGAGGAACAUUUAUAUGCAUUGCAUAAAGCAAAACCUCUCUCAAACUGCUUUCAACCCUCCUAGAAAUUGUAGCUUGGCUUCUGGCGGUAUGGUCCUGGCAAGUCGUAAGGAGGAUUUUACCAGUACCCUUCUCCCUCAGGCUAGCAGAUGUGUUGAUGUUAUGCUAAAAGGCCACCCUAAGCUCCUUGGAAGAUGGCAGGAAUAAAAAGAUAAAAAGGAGUGCCUUUGAGCAUGUUCAGAGUGCCUUCCAAGCGCUCCCAACCCCUCAUCUGCAGUUUGGGAUAAGGGCUUCCAGAGCAAAGGGACUUUCAGGAUGUGUGGUGUUUUGUUUUUAGCUCCGACAGCUCCUAUUUUACAUGUUAAGUGUAUUGGGGAGGGGGGUUUGGACCUUGCUUAUUUCCCCUUUAUGGUUUGUGGUGGUGCAUUAAUCUACAUGAUCCAAACUGUCUAGUCAACCUGCUUGCCGGAGGUGUCAUUGUGUAAUAGGAAGGUGACUAUGCGUGUGUGUGUGUGGAGGUCCCUCUGUUAACGUGGAAGUUUUAACUUGACUGUCUUGCAGGUCUGCUCUGCUUCUUUCUCCUGAGUAGGCUUCUUCUAAUCUUCGCGUACCAUAUCACUCCUCUCUGCCAUGCUGUUUCCUCCUGCGUUGUGUGCAGCGGCAUCUGUCAAUAGCACCACAAAUUACUCCUUGCCCAAUCUGUGUUGGUGGAGAUGGGCAGCACACACACGCUUCCUUUAGGACCACUGUUACCUGGGUGUUAUGGGAACAUUCCAAAAUAUGUCUGUGUUUCUCUGUGCGUGUAUAUUCCAGAUAGAAAUACGAAUAACACACGUGUGUGCUCAUGUAUGCAUGUACACGUGUUCUCAAUCUAAUGCCCUCUCCUGGAUAGAACCAGAAGUCUUUGCGUUAUAUCUGCUUUCUGUUGUAAAUGAUUUUUAUUGCAUUUACAUAUAAUCACGUUACAUAAAAUUAUACCCUCAUAUUUUAUCUCUUUGGCUCAACUGAGCCUAACACUUCCCUCCCUCCCAUCUGUUGGUUUACAAAAUUAAACUUUACAUCUUUACAUUUCGCUUCGUUUCCUAUCCUUGUUAUAGAAGGUAAAGGGACCCCUGACCAUAAGGUCCAGUUGUGGCAGACUCUGGGGUUGCGGCGCUCAUCUCGCUUUAUUGGCUGAGGGAGCUGACGUACAGCUUCCGGGUCAUGUGGCCAGCAUGACUAAGCCACUUCUGGCGAGCCAGAGCAGCGCACGGAAAUGCUGUUUACCUUCCCGCCAGAGUGGUACCUCUUUAUCUACUUGCACUUUGACGUGCUUUCAAAGUGCUAGGUUGGCAGGAGCAAGGACCAAGCAACAGGAGCUCACCCCAUCGCGGGGAUUCGAACCGCCAACCUUCUGAUCGGCAAGUCCUAGGCUCUGUGGUUUAACCCAGAGCGCCACCCCUGUCCCAUCCUUGUUAUAUCAUUACCUAAAAUAUUAUAUUACUCAACCUGAACAGGUAGCAAUUUCAUCUUACAAAUCUUCAGAUAAUCCUGCUAAUGAUGUUAAUUGCUUACAGUUGUCCUUCCAAUAUAAUAUAAAUUUGUUCCAGUCCUUUUGGAAUGCUUGGUCUCGCUGGUUCCAGAUUCUUCCCGUCACUUUCGCCAGUUCUGCAAAGCCCAUCAGCUUCAUCUGCCACUCUUCUUUUGUUGGUAACUCCUGUUGUUUCCCUCUUUGGGCUAACAAAAUUCUUGCCACAGUUGUUGCAUAUAAGAAGAAUUUUUUAUCUUGUCUUGGUAGCUCUCUACCCACUAUACCCAAUAAGAAAGCUUCUGGUUUUUUAACAAAAGUGUUUUUAAACAUUUUCUUUAACUCAUUAUAUAUCAUUUCCCAGAAAGUUUUUACCUCUUUACAUGUCCACCACAUGUGGUGAAAUGUACCUUCCUUUUCCUUACAUUUCCUUACAGUUCAUUUUUUGUUCUAUACAUUUUAGCCAGUGUUAUAGCUGCUUUCUGGGCCACAGAACUCUCUGCGCUGCUUCGCUUUCUGCCCUGGCGACAGAGUUGGAGUCAUUCCCUCCUAUCAAUGUGUGAGUUCUAUAUGUAACCGUGGGUAUGUGUCAAGCACACACAUGGCAUUCAGAUCUUACACACCUGGAGCCAUUCUAAGCAGGUUCCACCUGAGUAAAGGCUCUGCAUGUGUGUCUAGGACACGGGUGGAGAUCUCAGAACUCUUCUGAGGCCACAAGUCCACUCUCUGCGCCACUCAUUGCCACGGCUUUGCACUGCAGAUGUUUUGGCCUGGCUGGAAAGUGUCUUUGAUCUCUGAUGGUGCAUUUUGCUUGUCCAGAUGGAAGAUAGAGAGAGUUGUUUGAGUGUGUAUGUACAAACUAGCCUACUGUACAGAGGUAAAAAUUACAUUCACGGCUCCACCUACUUUGCCUACCGUUCUGGAAUGAUGUGGCCCUUGAAAGGCUUCACAGAAGGGAAUGUGGCCCUUGGUAUUGUCUCUCCAGGGUCUCAAGCCAUAGAGAGGUUUUUUCCAUCACCUAUAACCAGACCCUGCUAACACGACUCUGGUUGUUGCUGGACUCUCUCCAGUUCCCGUCAGCCUCAGCUGUCAUGUGCAAUGGUCAGAGAUGAUGGGAGUUGUAGUUCAGCAUUUGGAAGGACUGCAGGCCCCCCACCUGUUUAAACUGCAGACAUUGGGGAUUGAGUCUGGCAGCUCAGACAUGCAAAGCAUGGGUUUACGACAGAGCCAUGGGGCCUAUUUCCAAACGCCUGGUGUGGCUGGUACACCACCCUCUGAGAAGUGGGAAGGGAAGUCUUGCCCCAAUCUUUGGUUGGGCCAGAGAUGAGCUUGUUUAGAAUGGAGGAACCUUGCUUAGCAUGAGGACCACAUUCUGUCCUGGGUAAAGCUGUGGGCCAUGAUCGGCCAGAAGCAAAAAUGGGCAGAGCAAGUAGUGCAACUCGUCUUUUUACCAGCUGAUUUUCAGCCAUGCAAAAGCCAGAGGUUUCGACAUACACCCACACCCCUCUGUCUUCCUUCCAGACAAGUGAGAGGCAUGAUCGCAGUUCAGUAACACAUUCCAGCCAGGCAGAAAUACAUGGCGUGUGAAGCAGAGGAGUGUGGCCUGGGGGCUUGGGGAGAGGGAUAGUAGACUGGGGAGAGCCAGGGUGGUGUAGUGGUUAAGAGCGGUGGACUCGUAAUCUGGUGAACCAGCUUCGCUUCCCUGCUCCUCCACAUGCAGCUGCUGGGUGACCUUGGGCUAGUCACACCUCUUUGAAGUCUCUCAGCCCCACUCACCUCACAGAGUGUUUGUUGUGGGAGAGGAAAGGAAAGGAGCCGCUUUGAGACUCCUUAGGGUAGUGAUAAAACGGGAUAUCAAAUCCAAACUCUUCUUCUUCUUCCUGAGAGUUGGAGAAAGAGACUUGUAGGGCUACACCUGAACCUUAGAAGACCAAAGGUUCCUCACACCGGGUUUAAUCCAACCCUUAAAAAACCAACCCUAAUGUAGGGAACAACCAGCACAUCGUGUGAUAAUGAAUGCCACAGGUCAACAAGAACUAAGAACCACCUUACUGAGUCUGGCCUCACGUCAUUGUCAAAAGAUUUUGGUAGUCACAUAAUACAAAUGCUCAUCCCCUGUUGUUUGGGCCCAGUAUCUGGCAUUCAGAGGUAUUCUGCAUCUGCAUUUGGUGAUUCCAUUUUGCACCCAUAAUGCUGGCAGUUUUUGCGUCCUCCAUCGCCUCUUUGUUUUCCUAACUUGCCAGAUUACCUAUUCUUGGGAUGGGAGAAACCAACUGGGGAAUUUGUAGUUUAGAAAUCCCACUGAAGUCUUGCUCGUGUUAAUACAUUUUCUCUCCCCCAUCACCACCAUUGGCCUCAGAAGACUUGAGGUGUCUCAGGAGCUCUGGGUGUGGGGUUUCCCCCCCUCUUCUUCUUAUGCAACAUCCUAGCAGAGGAUCGGAAAUUGCAGGGCCAGUCUCUGUCGAAAUGCACACGGGAAAAGCAAAGGGCGAGAGGCGAUAGCAGACCACAGAGAGAGGUUCCGGGGUGGGGUGGGCGGGAGGAAGAGAGCAGAGCAGUUUCAGAUCCUUGGGGCCUCCCACAAUAACAGUACUUUGCCUAUGAGCGCAUCACACACCAUAAAUGUCCCCAGGGAGAAGGAGCGCACCACAGUUACAUUGGAGAGCAUGGCCAGAGGGAUGGAUGGCUCAAAUCAAUGGAGGGUGGGGGCAUCACAAAUGCAACACACACACAUACAAAGGCUACUGGGCUUGAAGACUCCAGCCUAGUGGUUCUCAACCUGUGGGUCCCCAGAUGUUCUUGGACUACAACUCCCAUCAUCCCUGAGCUCUGGCCUUGCUAGCUAGGGGUGAUGGGAGUUGUAGUUCAACAACAUUUGUGGACCCACAGGUUGAGAAAGGCUGCGAGUCUGGCCUGAGAUGUGUAGUGGACCAGCACAGAUGUCUUUUCCAUUGUGCUUUCAUGAAGAUUUGUGCUUACGAUGGUGCUGGGGUGGCUACCAUUGACCCCACUUCCGAUACUGUUUACACCUGCAAAAGUUUUGGGGCGAGCGUACUGCUUCACCUCCAAUCAGUGCAAUCCCAUGACAUCCCCCUGAAAUCUUGGAACUUUUAACAAUGAGAGAUUCAUUCUGCUCCAUAUUUCUAAAUUUCUUUUUACCUCAAGCCAAAUUUUUUCAUAGUUAUUUUUAAAUAGGUUUAUAUUUCUUGAUGUUAACCAAAUCUUGGAACUUUUCAUACCACAAAUAUUCUUGGCAGUGGGGAGGGAGGGGUUGGAAGAGCAAUAUUUCAGAUAAAAAUUGCUUUGAAAAAGAUGCCCAAAUCCCUGCACUUCAAUCACAUGAGUAGACUGUGGUUUUUAAUAGUUCUGCCUAAUCCCUCUCCCUUUCUGUUGGCAAGGAAAUUGAAUUUUUUAAAGCCUUACAUAGCAUAAGGUGCAUUAGCCAGAUGGGCGAGGUGGAAAUAAUGAAAUUAUCAUUAAAUUAUUAUUAACUGAUUGCAGUCACGUGGUGCGAUUUUACUACAGUGCAAUGGGUGGUCCCAAACUAGGCUAAAUUUCUGUUUUUGACUGACUGACUCCAGCUACGAAAGCUGAAGCUGCUGAACACUCCCUUGAGCUGGGAUAUUGUUUAGGGCAGGCUUCCUCAACCUCAGCCCUCCAGAUGUUUUGAGGGGUCCCAUCACCCCUGACCACUGGUCCUGCUAGCUAGGGAUCAUGGGAGUUGUAGGCCAAAAACAUCUGGAGGGCCGAGGUUGAGGAAGCUGCUGCUAUGUAUACUUUUUUUGUAUCUUUAUUUUCAGAUACUAUGAUUUAUAUGGAGAUUGUUCAGUUGGGUUGUGUACUUUCUGGUGUGUUUUAUUUCAUAGUUUUUGACUACUUUUGCUAUGUUUGUAAUUAUGUAAAUCUUUUCGCAUCGUAAGCCGCCUUGAGCAUGGUUUUAACUAUGGAAAGGCGGCCUACAAAUAAGACGAUGAUUAUUGCCCCGCUUUCAUUGUGCUAUAGCGCAUGGGCGCUCCUCCAAAUGGCAAUAAUGUGGUAACACUGGAAAAUCAUCACCUGACAUCUAAUAAAGGAGAAGGAUUUGUAGGCGGUCCAGGAUGACUCCACCAAUGAUGAACUAUUAUUGUGUCAGCAGCUAUUUUCUACUCUGUUCUGAUUGGCAAUGGCUCUCCAGAAUCUCAGGCAGAGGAAGGUCUUCACCAUCACCUGCUGCUGCUGGUGUUGUCGUUUCUCAACUUGAGAUGCCAGCAGUUGAACUUGGAAUUUUCUGCAUGUAAAGCACAUGCUCCGUGUUCUUCAGCCUUGAGCCCAUCAGCAGCACUCAUCCUAGCCAAUGGGCAAGGAUUAUAGGAGUUGUUGUAAUCCAACAGCAUCCGGUGGGCUACAUCAUGCAACACUGCUCUGGACUACCUCCCCUCCCCAAACUUAUUUUCAUGGAGCUUCUCUCACAGCCCCUCCCUGGACCUAUUUUUUUUACUGCGCAUUCAUGAUGAUUUGUUCUCAUGAUGCUAUUGGAGCAGUCACAUGUCAGGCUUCAGGGAAUCAGCUUCCUCUCCCAUGGCAGUAGAUAAGCAGAACAAAGGAAAAGGAGUCUUCUUACCAGUUAGAAACUUUAAUAAUCACAGUGAGAGAACAAAGAAGAACAUCUCCUAGAAAUGGCGAUUACACUCCCUUCCGUCCCUAUUAAUCUACGUCACUUCUACAUCUUGUAAUCUGAGCUUGUACCCUCUGUGCUUUCUGUUCUGCCACUUUCUGAGAUCUCUGUGAUUUUGGAGAAGGGGUGUGAAUGCUGUCCAGAGACUGUGAAUCUGUUAACCCUCUCUCUUCUAGUGUUUCUUCUUUCAGCUGUUCCCCAUCCAGUAUUUCCCAUCUUCUUCCUUCUGAACUAUGUCGCUCUGCAAACCGCUGUUCCAAAUCUAUACUGUCCUCCUACUCCUGGGAGGAUUCAUGAUCCGGAGCAGGGGUGGGGGAGGCUCCCACCAUUCCUCCUCAGUGUAGCCCUCCUCAGCAUGGUCCCUGACACCAUCUUGCUUUCAAUACAGUUUGUGCCUGCAAACAUUUUGGGGAUGUCACACUGCUUCACUUGCAAUCCAUGUACAGUAUAUCCCAUAGCUUCUUGCUGAAAUCCCAUCACUUUUUCUACCACAAAUGCUCUGGUUUAUUUUUGUCCUGGGGAAUCAUCACAGAGCAGAACAAAUCCAUGGUUGGUGCACUAUUCUUGUAUCAAGAACAUGUUGCAGAAUACACCAAUAAUAAUAAUAAUAGUAAUAAUAAAAAAAAACAGUCUGGAGGGGCCCUCAAAGGCCUGGUUUAACAGUCAUUCUUUCUUCCCAGAGAAUGCUGGGAGUAUUGUAGUUGUUGGCGAUCUCUAACCAAAAAUGCGCCGAAAACUUUGACUCCCAGGACCCUUUGGAGGCUAAGACUGGUGGUUGUUGGUACAAUGGUUGCCAAAACAACAAAAUGUCCUGCGGGAGGGCUCUCAGGAUAGCCUUGGGAAUUUUAUUGCAGUGGAAUUAAUGUUUGUGAGCCAGCACUCACGGAAGCUUUUUAUGCCACAAUAGAGGCGGGAGACUUCAAAGGGCCACAGGAAUCUUUUCAUAGAAUUGUGUUCUUGUUUAGUCAUUUAGUCGUGUCCGACUCUUCGUGACCCCAUGGACCAGAGCACGCCAGGAACUCCUGUCUUCCAUUGCCUCCUGCAGUUUGGUCAAACUCAUGUUAGUAGCUCAUAGAAUUGUAGAAUCAUUGAACUGUAGAGUUGGAAGAGACCACAAGAGUCAUUAGCGCCUGCAAUGCAGGAAUCUUUCUUCCCGUGUGGGGCUCAAACCCACAACCCUGAGAUUAAAGAGUCCUGUGCUCUCCUGACUGAGCUGUCCAGGAGUCCUUUAUAAUGAAGGCUCUAUUUUUUCCUUACAACAGACUACAUAGCUAUUCCUCUGCGAUUUGUCACAAUAGUAACAUGAAAGUGGUGGCUAUGCCCCCAUACAUAAGCCUGUCUACCAGCUCCUUCCUGCCCAUGCACUGUCUUGCCAGAGUGGUUCAUGGACUGCUUACCUCCUGCUUGGAGUACUGCAACACACUCUACGUAGGGCUACCUUUGAAGGUGACUCAGAAACUACAUCUAAUCCAGAACGUGGCUGCCAGACUAGUGACUGGGAGCAGCCUCCGGGACCAUAGAACACUGGUCCUAAAGGAUCUUCACUGGCUCCCAGUACAUUUCCGAGCACAAUUCAAAGUGUUGGUGCUGACCUUUAAAGCCCGAAACAGCUUUGGCCUUGAAGGAGCAUUUUCAUCCCCAUCGUUCAGCUCAUACACUGAGAUUCAGCUCCAAGGGCCUUCUGGCGGUUCCCUCACUGCGAGAAGUGAGGUUACAGGGAACCAGGCAGAGGGCCUUCUCGAUAGUGGCACCCACCCUGUGGAAUGCCCUUCCAUCAGAUGUCAAGGAAAUAAACAACCAUUUGACUUUUAGAAGACAUCUGAAGGCAGCCCUGUUCAGGGAGGAUUUUAAUGUUUGAUGUUGUAUUGUGUUUUAAUUUGUUGGAAGCCGCCCAGAGUGGCUGGGGGAACCCAGUCAGAUAGGUGGCAUAAAAAUAAAUAAUGAUGAUGAUAAUCUUCCAUCUUGACAGUGGAUGGGUUUAAUGGUCACACUGUCUUCUAGGCAACCAGCUAGGGGCCACGUGUCAGACCGGUGUGUAGGGAUAGAGGGGAAAGUGGGGAGAGCAAUUAAUGUGAAUUCUACCUUUAUACGGGUGGCGCUGUGGGUUAAAGCACAGAGCCUAGGACUUGCCGAUCAGAAGGUCGGUGGUUUGAAUCCCCGCAACAGGCUGAGCUCCCGUUGCUCGGUCCCUGCUCCUGCCAACCUAGCAGUUCAAAAGCAUGUCAAAGUGCAAGUAGAUAAAUGGGUACCGCUCUGGCGGGAAGGUAAACGGCGUUUCCGUGCGCUGCUCUGGUUUGCCAGAAGCGGCUAAGUCAUACUGGCCACAUGACCCGGAAGCUAUACGCCGGCUCCCUCGGCCAAUAAAGCGAGAUGAGCGAGCGCCGCAACCCCAGAGUCGGUCACGACUGGACCUAAUGGUCAGGGGUCCCUUUACCUUUACUUACCUUUAUGCAGUAGGCUACUUUCUAUGCAUUGCCAGAGUUCAAGGACAAUUCCAGCCAGGCAAAAACAUGCAAAGUAAGACUGGUUGGAGGGUGUGGCCUUGGAGAGUCCCAAGGGCCAGAGAGCUAGGACUAGAGGGCCCCGUAUGGCUCCCAGGUCUGAGGUUUCCCAUCCCUGCUUUAGCACACAAGUUUACUCAGUCCUCUCAAAGAUGCCAGCCAGCUAGACAAUAUUCAGUGACUUUCCCAAUUCAGCCUCCUGGCAAGCAGAAACGAACACAGCAUGCGGCUGCCUAAGAGGUUUCUGCUGUCCCUGAGUGUGCCUUCCUCAGAGGAGCAAUUUCAAAUCCUUGGAUGAGCAGGGAGUACUGACACGGUCCCACUCUGUAUAUUAUCUUUCUUGGCAUAUGCUUCCCCUCCCAGCUUCCUGCAGAAAUAUAGAUAUAGAUAUAGGUUUGUAAUCUACCAGGCUCUGGAGUAGGCAACAACAUUUUGAAACAGUAGGCACAAUCUAGCAAAAGUUCGUCGUGGCUAAGGGUAGUUUUCGACUAAGAUGAUUAAAAUUUGUAUACCCGUAGGUCUCAGGGCUAUUUGCUGUUUAGUUGUUUAGUCGUGUCCAACUCUUCGUGACCCCAUGGACCAGAGCACGCCAGGCACUCCUGUCUUCCACUGCCUCCUGUAGUUUGGUCAGACACACGCUGGUAGCUUCGAGAACACUAUCCAACUAUCUCGUCCUCUGUCGUCCCCUUCUCCUUGUGCCCUCCAUCUUUCCCAACAUCAGGGUCUUUUCCAGGGAGUCUUCUCUUCUCAUGAGGUGGCCAAAGUAUUGGAGCCUCAACUUCACGUUCUGUCCUUCCAGUGAGCACUCAGGGCUGAUUUCCUUCAGAAUGGAUAGGUUUGAUCUUCUUGCAGUCCAUGGGACUCUCAAGAGUCUCCUCCAGCACCGUAAUUCAAAAGCAUCAAUUCUUCGGCGAUCAGCCUUCUAUAUGGUCCAGCUCUCACUUCCAUACAUCACUACUGGGAAAACCAUAGCUUUAACUAUACAGACCUUUGUUGGCAAGGUGAUGUCUCUGCUUUUUAAGAUGCUGUCUAGGUUUGUCACUGCUUUUCUCCCAAGAAGCAGGAGUCUUUUAUUUUCGUGACUGCUGUCACCAUCUGCAGUGAUCAUGGAGCCCAAUAAAGUAAAAUCUCUCACUGCCUCCCUUUCUUCCCCUUCUAUUUGCCAGGAGGUGAUGGGACCAGUGGCCAUGAUCUUCGUUUUUUUGAUGGUCUCAGGGCAGUUCACAACAAAAAAUUGCAAUAUAAAAACACAAAAUGCAUAAUAAAAACAAAAACAACUCAAUAAUUCCCCCCUCCCCAACACAUUUUAAAAGGGUAUUGGAUGUCAAUCAGCCAAAGUUAAAGAGGAACGUUUUUGCCUGGCGCCUAAAGGAGUCUAAUGAAGGUGCCAGCCGAACCUCCCUGGGGAGAGCAUUCCACAAACGGGGAGCCACUGCAGAAAAGGUCCGUUCUCGUGAUGCCACCCUCUGGACCUCACAUGCAGGAGACACACGAAGAAGGGCCUCAGAAGACAAUCUCAGGGUCUGUGUAUGUUCAUAUGGGAAGAGGAAGUCCUUGAGGUAUUGUGGUCCUGAGCCGUUUAAGGCUUUAUUGGUCAAAAGUGUUAUUGGGUAUACUCUGAGUAAAACUUAGCCGACAUAGGGGUGGUCCCUGUGUCACAGGAACAUUGAAAACUACCUUAUACAGUCAUACCUCAGGUAGAGGUUGCUUCAGGUUGAGUGUUUUCGGGUUGCGUUCCACGGCGACCCGGAAGUAACGGAACGCAUUACUUCCAGGUUUUGCCACUCGCGCCUGUGCAGACCCUCAAAAUGACGUCAUGCGCAUGCAUAGAAGCAGCAAAUCGCGACCCUCACACGCACAGAUGCGGGUUCCGUUCUGCUCUGGAUGUGAACAGGGCUCCGGAAUGAAUCCCGUUCGCAUCCAGAGGUACCACUGUAGUCAGAGCCUUGAUCCAUCUCAGUCUGUACUGUCUACUCUGAUUGGCAACAGUGCUUUAGUUAUGCAGACAGGAGUCUUUCUCAGCCUUCAGUGGGGCUGUCAAUCAGAUUGGAUUGGCAGCUCUCACUGAGGUGCUGCCCUUCGCCAGUUGAAAGCAGUGAACUGGGUAUUUGGGCACAUCCAGACAGGGGCUUAAUUUGCAAACGGGUCAUACGGGCAGGCAUUUGUUAUGCCAGUUAUGUCAUAUGGAUGACACAGAAACGGAUAAUCAGUCCGGCAGGCAUUCGCUUGAUCCCUUGACACCUGUUUUAAUGGGAUUGUUUUGUUGCAUAUUUUAAAUGAAGUGUGUUUUAACUGCGGUGCAUUUUCCUAAUAAUGUUGUGCAGUUGGUUUUUUAUAUUUUGUAAACCUCUUUGUCAUUCAGCGGCAUUCUCUGCGGCAGCCCUGACAUUGUGGAAUUCCCUCUCCACAGGCAAAAAGAUGGCGCUUCUUGCUUCAAAACUAUUGUUUUUAAUCAUAUGUGCAUGCAUGGCCCACGUGUUUGUUGGUUGAUUUUGUUACAUUCAUAUCGCACCUUUCCUCCAAGGUGGAAUCUGGACAUGAUGGACUCCAAAUCCCACCAGCCCCAACCAGCUGGGAAUAAUGGUAGUUGUAGUCCAACAAAACAGGAGGCCCACAGGCUCCCUAUCCCUGGCCUUGAGCUUAACUGAUAAGCAAUGUGUAUGUUGAUGGGGCAGAGAGGGCGAGAGGAAGCUCCCUUCAACUGUUCCAUCUCUGCCCAUUGGAUGGGGACGCGCUGGUCUUCUCCUUGUAGCGACGUUCUUCCUGGAAGGCAAGGCUGCCCCUUGUACCCCUGCUUGAUCGAAGAGGCCAGUCAUGCUUCCCUCUUGCUUUCCAGUCCCUAAAACAGGGUGUUAGGCCUGCCUUAAUUCCUUCAAGGGAGAAGCAAGAUCUAAGACAGGGGUCAGCAACCUUUUUCAGCCGUGGGCCGGUCCACCAUCUCUCAGACCACGUGGUGGGUCAGACUAUAUUUGGGGGGGGGGAAUGAAUGAAUUCCUGUGCCCCACAAAUAACCCAGAGCUGCAUUUUAAAUAAAAGGACACAAUCUACUCAUGUAAAAACACGCUGAUUCCCAGCAGGAUUCAGAAGGUGAUUGGGCUGCAUCCGGCCCAUGGGCCUUAGGUUGCCUACCCCUGAUCUAAGAGCUGCUUCUUCUCUGGCCAGGGGUUUGGGGCCAGGCUAGUCUUCUCCUUCUGGACACCGAGUUCAGAUGUCUGGUACCACAUCCAAGAAAAAGAUUUUUAAAAGUAGAACUGAACGAGGAAAGGUUGCCUUCUUGUAAGCCCAAGUUCUUUGCUUCCGUCUAGAGCAGGGGUAGGCAACCUAAGGCCCAUGGGCCGGAUUUGACCCAAUCACCUUCUACACUUCCACCACAGGACCGCCUCUCCCAGUAUGCCCCACGGAGAACCUCAAGGUCCAUAAAUAGCAACACCCUAGUGGUCCCGGGCCCUAAGGAAGUUAGAUUAGCCUCAACCAGAGCCAGGGCCUUUUCAACACUGGCUCCGGCCUGGUGGAACGCUCUGUCUCAUGAGACCAGGGCCCUGCAGGAUCUGAUUUCUUUCCGCAGGGCCUGUAAGACAGAGUUGUUCCGCCUGGCCUUUGGCUUGGAGCCAAUUUGAUUCCCUCCCUCUCUUUCUUUUUUCCUUUUCCUUUCUCCUCCUGUGAUGAGGCUGCAUUUUAAUAUUUUAAUGUUUCAAUAUUUUAAUCUUGUAUUUUAAUCUUGUUUUUCAUUCAACUUUUUAUUAUUGCUUGUUAGCCACCCUGAGCCCGCCCUUGGCUGGGGAGGGUGGCGUAUAAAUAAAAAUUAUUAUUAUUAAUGUGUACGCAGCGUUUGUGCUUGGGCAGCAGAGGGAGCAGCGGCAAAAGCCACCUGGCCACAGCCUUGCCCGCUACGGUGUGAUAUAUUGUAGCUGGGGUUGUGUUUUUAUGGCUCAAAAGGGGAGAAGAGGCCUGGAAACACAGGACUGUGCAUAUUCCAUGUGCAAACACAGGGACGAAUGUUGCAAAAUUCAUUCUUUUGUUAAUCAAGGGGAGUGGUACAUUUCCACCCUUAACCACAGGAAAUCUUAUUCAACAGCUCCUCAGGCUUCUGAUGAAAUUUCGCCCACUUAUUUUUAAGCAUACUUUUGCAACCAUAAGAUCUAGUAACUUAGCGUUUUUUUUGGAGGGGGGGAAAAAGCUUGGUACAGUACUGAGAUUCUCGGAAAUCCAGUAGCCAAAGAAGCAUUCCUGGGCUUUCUCAGUGUGCGGUUGCCUGGAAUCACAGAAUAUACAUGGCGGAGAAUAUGGUUCAGCUGGGGACCCCUGUGCUUAAAGAAAGAUUCCUCUUCUGUGGCGGUUGCCUCGCCAUACCCCAGAAACAGCUGCAUUCCAUUGUUAUCAGCCUUUGAUGGUAAUCAUGGAAGAAGCAAGAACUCCCAAUGAUGCUCUUUCAUUCAGGGCUGGCACCCAGUCAGAAGGGCUGCUGCUGGUGCAACCCAGACACAACCAAUCUGCUUCUCCAGAUUGCCAUUGCGGGGUCAUAAAUCAACUCUGACAGCAUCAUGGGCACGUGUGCAAUGAGCAGGCGGGUACUUUGUCAUCUUGGAAGCCGCUGCAGGAGCAGAGCAGUGUGGGCUGUGGAAUCUUAACACUUUAUGGGGCGGUAGGCAGACCAAGGUCUGGGGGUCAGAUUCGGCCCAAUCUCCUUCUAAAUCCAGUCCAGGAAUCAGCGUGUUUUUACAUGCGUAGAAUGUGUCCUUUUAUUUAAGACGCAUCUCUGGGUUAUUGGUGGGGCCUGCCUGGUGUUUUUACAUGAGUAGAAUGUAUGCUUUUAUUUAAAAUGUAUCUCUGGGUUAUUUGUGGGGCAUAGGAAUUCUUUGAUUUCCCCCAAAAAAUAUAUAUUCUGGCCCCCUACAAGGUCUGAGGGACAGUGGACCGGCCCCCUGCUGAAAAAGCUUGCUGAUCCAUGACACAAUGAGCAUUUAUUCUGCAUUCACCGAGAUUUGCUUGUGGUGUGUUUACCUGUCUUUCCAUUAAUCAUUUGUUUCCUGCAUUUCCACACUUCCUUAGUGCAAAAAUUCAGUUUCGGUGCCUCUGAACACCAGGUGCUGUGGACCAAUAAGAGGGUGUGUGUGUGGAUGGAUGGCUUUCGUUCUCCUGCCCUGCUUGUGGACUUCUCUAAGUUGUAUCAGACUGGCCGCUGCUCCAAUUUUUUGCCUGCCCUUCAACAUCAGGUCCUUCGACGGGUUUUAACCAUUUAAACCACAAUAUCAAAAGCAGCUAAAAUUAAAUUCAAGUCACAAGAAUAGGCAAGUUGAGGGACCAGCCCAAGUAAGGGAUUGAACCCAGGUCUUCGCCAACCAAAGUCCAGCACUCUUAAAGAGGAUGGCAGGGCCCGACAGAAUUUGGGUCUGUUCCAACAGUGUUCUUAGGUGCACAAUGAUGUAUUUGGUUAUUGUUGUAUAAUAGGCUUGUCAGCUGCCUUGAGUACCGUAACAUAGAAAGGCAAUAUACAAAUUAAAAAACUAGCAUGAAAAAUCCAGGCUCCUAGGCGAGAAAGAAAGAAAGAAAGAAAGAAAGAAAGGAAGGAAGGAAGGAAGGAAGGAAGGAAAAAGCAGUGGUGAAAUAUACUCGGAGUCGAGUGUGGAUUUCAUGCUCUUUAUUCAGCUCAGAGUAGUGAGGAAUGGAAGUUCCCCUGAAAUGUCUGCUUUAUAUACAUUAUUUACACAAUGGGCCCCAUGUGAUUGGCUAAUUCUGGGAUUCUCCUGUAGGCCAAUCAGGCUGCGGAUUCACUUCCGCCCGGAGUUGGAUUGGGUGGCCUACGGACCAGUCAGACUACUGCAUUCUGAAUCCUAUUGUUCUAGGACUAAUCAGACUACUGCAUUCUGAAUCCUAUUCAACUCAGUACAUAAGAAGUGGGAAGACAAAUCUUGCCCUGCCCUAUCCCACCAAAUUCCCAGAAACAUUCUCUCUUUAACCUGCUCUUUACCUCCCUGCAGGGGAAAAACUAAGCUUUAUUUCACCUGAGUCAAAGACCCAGUUUGGCAAAAGCAAAAACAGAAAAGACACACACACACACACAGAGAGAGAGAGAGAGAGAGAGAGAGAGAGAGAGAGAGAGAGCACCUCAAUCGCACCCCUCUGGAGGCUACACCCAGGGCAAAAAAACUCAGCUAUCCCCUCCCCAUAGCUAUGGCUCUGCCUCCCUGUAUUGAUCUCUGCCGGCUCUCUUCUUGGCCUGGUGCCUUACCAGUCCAGAGAGCCCCCAAACCCUUCUCUCCAGGGCAAGCGCUCUGUGGCUUAUAAGAAGGCUGUUUAUCUUUCCCUUGCAGAAACAGAGUUGGGCACCCUCGUGGCUUCAUGAAUGUCUAAUCCAGGCAGCUGCACGCUGCAGAUUCACAGAGCCAGCUCUGAGGUAAGAACCUGUGGGGAGCGGGGGGAGUUUUAUCAAGGACCAGAUGGGCAGUCCCACCCAUGCCAAGCUGAGACUAAGACAAGGAGCACGGGGUGUGUGUGUGGAAGGUUUAUAGGAAAUAGACCCCAAAACACAGGUUCCUGUCUACCACUAACCUUGCUGGCUGCUACCCCAAGUCCCCGGAAAAUGUUGGUGCUUCCAAAAACUCUAGAGCCGUGUUCACAUCUAAUUCAGUCCAUUUUCAUCUGUCAUUUUCAUUGCCCAGGUUCAUUACAUGUUUCCCAUAUACAGUGGUACCUCGGUUUAAGUACUUACCGUAUUUUUCGUCCUAUAGGGCGCACCGGCCCAUAGGACGCACCUUGUUGUUGUUUUUUGGGGGGGGGAAAUGAAUAAAAAAAAUUUAUUUCCCCCCCCCACCGCAGCUGCCGCCCCAAACCUUGCGCACACCUGCCUGAAGCACGGGGCACCCUCCGGAGGGCUCCCUGUGCUUCGGGCGACAGGCUGCCGCCCCAAGCCUCGCGCGCUCGGUGGGACCUCCUGCCGGGCGUGCAAGGCUUGCGGACACUCGCCGGGGCUGCAGGCUGCUGCCCGCAAGCCUUGUGAGCCCGCGGGAACUCCCACCAGGCUUGCAAGGCUUGCUGAUAGCUUCCUGAAGCCUGGAGAGCGAGAGAGGUCGGUGCGCACCGAUGCCUCUCGCUCUCCAGGCUUCAGCGAAAGCCUGCAUUCGCCCCAUAGGACGCACACACAUUUCCCCUUCAUUUUUGGAGGGGGGAAAGUGCGUCCUAUUGGGCGAAAAAUACAGUAAUUCGUUCCGUAGGUCCGUUCUUAACCUGAAACUGUUCUUAACCUGAAGCACCACUUUAGCUAAUGGGGCCUCCCGCUGCUGCCGUGCGAUUUCUGUUCUCAUCCUGAAGCAAAGUUCUUAACCCGACGUAAUAUUUCUGGGUUAGCGGAGUCUGUAACCUGAAGUGCAUGUAGCCUGAAGCAUAUGUAAUCUGAGGUACCACUGUAGUGGCAUUUUUCUUCUGGGUGGAAGGUGUGGGUUGAGGUUUUAUUUCAGGUUCCCCCCCUCAUCUCUGAAACAAAAGCUGAUUAUUAUUUUUACCUGUUGUAGUUAUGUACAGUGGUACCUCAGGUUAUAUACGCUUCAGGUUCCAGACUCCGCUAACCCAGAAAUAGUACCUCGGGUUAAGAACUUUGCUUCAGAAUAAGAACAGAAAUCGUGCUCCGGCAGCAGGAGGCCCCAUUAGCUAAAGUGGUGCUUCAGGUUAAGAACAGUUUCAGGUUAAGAACAGACCUCCGGAACGAAUUAAGUACUUAACCUGAGGUACCACUGUACACUGAAAUAGAUUUGAUGCACAAAUGAGUGGUCCUCCAAUGUUCACCUUUCAGAUACUGUUACCACAUCAAUGUACCUGCCAAGGAACAUCCUUAAAUAGUUGCAAAGGAUUCUGGGAAGUGUCCUAAGGCAUGCACUCGGUUGACAUUGCCCUGAUGUGCAGUUAGGUCAUUUUAGCUGUGGACUUCAUGGUCUCUUACCCCUGCUCCCCUUUUCGGGAGGCCUUGCUUCAUUUAGGCUGCUUCCAAACAGCUGUACGUUGUGGGAUGACGUGACGCUGUUGGAGCCCAGUGGAAAAGCAUUGGCCUCACAUGAGGAUGGUCCAAGGUCAGUCUGUAGAUAGAGCUGGGAGAGACCCUGAAACCGUGGAGAGCUGCUGACAGUCUGUGUAGACAGUAUGGAUGAAAUAUACUCGGAGUAGAGAGUGGAUUUCAUGCUCUUUAUUCAGCUCAUAGUGGUGAGGAGGAAUGGAAGUUCCCCCACUGUAUCUGCUUUAUAUACAUUAUUUAUACAAUGGGCCCCACGUGAUUGGCUAAUUCCAGGAUUCUCCUGUAGGCCAAUCAGGCUGCGGAUUCACUUCCACCUGGGGCUGGAUUGGGUGGCUCCUGCGGACCAAUCAUACUGCUGCAUUGUUCUAGGACCAAUCAGAUUGCUGCAUUCUGAACCCUAUUGUUCUAAGACCAAUUAGACUGCUACAUUUUGGAUCCUAUUCAACUCAAUGCUCAAUUCAACAAUGGAGCUAGAUAGACCAACGGCUUCUUCCUAUGAAAGAUUCACAAUGGUUGAGUUCCACCUGACCCCGUUUUCUCUUUUUGCAUUGCAGAACUUUGCUGCCACAGCUAAUUUUGGGGGGACCCAGCUGGAGCAGAGGCUGGACAGGGCCCAGCCUGACAAAAUGCCCCCUUUCCCACCCCAGCAAGGAUGGGCUCGGGGAACCUUCCUCCCCUUGUACAAUCCCCUGGCAGGGGGGGAGCUUGGCCCCCAGGGACAAAUGGAGCUCACCUGGCAAGAAAUCCUCUCCAUCUCAGAACUGCAGGUAAUUUGAAAUUUAAAAAACUUUAUUGUCACUUGUACAACUUGUAUACAGUGAGAUUACACGAGCACCCCCCACUCAGCUCUCUUAGUCUUAAUUCCCCUUGUUUACUGACGCACACCCACCAUACCUGAAAGUCAGUUGCCCUGUUGUUAUCUUUUCAUUCAGCAGCCUAACAGCCCAUGGAUAGAAGCUGUACUUUGCCCUGUUGGUGUGACUAAUCAUACUUCUAUAUCUUCUGCCUGAGGGCAGGAGAUCAAGAAAGUGCCGGCCAGGGUGUGAAUCAUCCCUGGGAAUUUUCCUCACUCUCCUGAGGCAACGUUCUUCCACUAUUUCAUCCAGCAGAUUCACGGGACAGUCCAUAAUAUCUUGUGCUGUAUUCACCACCCUCUGUAGACACUUCCUAUCAGAUGAUGUCAAACCAGCGUACCACACCGUGAUACUUUCUAUUGUUGACCAGUAGAAGGAGAUCAUCAAAUGUUGAUUGACAUUGUUCUUCCGCAAUACUCUGAGGAGAUGGAGUCUCUGUUGGGCUUUCUUAACCACCUGGGUUGUACCGUAUUUUUCGCUCUAUAACACACACCCAACCAUAACACGCACGUAGUUUUUAGAGGAGGAAAAUCCGUAGGCAUGCCACCCAUAGGCAUUCCCUCCAUAACACGCACAGACAUUUCCCCUUACUUUCUAGGAGGAAAAAAGUGAGUGUUAUGGUGCAAAAAAUACGGUAUUUAUUUUCCAAGUAAGGUCUUCACUGAGAUAAACUUCCUCCGAAAGUCCAACACCAUCUCCUUUGUCUUGCUGAUAUUAAGGUGCAAGUUGUUCCCUAGGCACCAUGUAGAUAUUUGUUGAACCUCCCCUCUAUACGCUGAUUCGUCUCCACCUGUUAUUAAACCCUUUAUGGUGGUGUCAUCUGCAAACUUAAUAACUGCACCCUGUGGAACACCCUCCCUUCAGAUGUGAAGGAAAUAAGCAGCUAUCCUAUCUUUAAAAGACAUCUGAAGGCAGCCCUGUUCAGGGAAGUUUUUAAUCUUUAAUGCUGUACUGUUUUUAACAUUUGAUUGGGAGCCGCCCAGAGUGGCUGGGGAAACUCAGCCAGAUGGGCGGGGUAUAAAUAAUAAAUAAUAAAUUAUUAUUAUUAUUAUUAUUAUUAUUAUUAUUAACUGGCCAAGGCAGCAGCUAAGAGAAGGCUUUUGCUGCAAUUAGCAAUUGGUAGAGAUUGGAAGCGGCCAAGAGGGGAGAUGAAGAAAGGGCAUGUGAUUACUGCGUGAAGAACUCUCUGUCCCACUGCUAUUCCCAGAAAGUCAUUGUCUCUCCAACUGAAGAACAAAUGCUGGAUCUCAGCCUUCACCAUGCUGAUGUUUUGACUGCAACUCCUAUCAGUCCCAAUGCUGAUAGGGAUUGUAGUCAAAACAUCCAGAGUCCACCAGCCCAUCUGAAAGCUCCCUAUGCAGCCACACUGCUUUCUUUAGCUGCCGCCUCCUUCAAUUUCUUGUUGUAAUUGUUUGCAACUGUACCUUCAAUAUAUCACCUUUUAAGAAACUCCCAUCCAUCUUAAUCUCUCUGAGUAUUUCUGACUAGGGGAUCUCACCCAGUAGUUCCUUAAGAUUUUAAAAAUCUGUUUUCUUAAAAUCCAGAGUUUGUGCAUCUGACCACAUCCAGCUUUCCCCUCCUUUUGCAUAAUGGAUCCCAGUAGGUCACUUCCACCCAAGCUUCUCACUACGUUGGUAUGGAUCAGGUCCAAGAUAGUUGAUCCUCUUGUUGCUUUUUCCACCUUCUGGGAAAUGAAAUUUUCAGCAAGGCAAUUGUGAAAUUUGUUGGACCUUACAUUUUUUUGGGCAGAGUUCGAGUCCUGACGGAUAUCAGCUGAGGUCUCCCAUGACUACUAUAUCUCUGAAUGUUUGGUAAUCUGCUAUAAUAAGACGUCAUCCCAUGUUUUGUCUGGCUUUGGAGGUUUAUAGCAGACUCCCACACUGAAGAUACUGUUGUUUGCCUCUCUCAUAAUUUUUACCCAAAUAAGAGAGUAAGGCAAAUGUUCAAACAGAAUACUGAAAAACAAAAAGAACCCAGUCACUCCAAAUUUUGACGAAUUCUAACCUAUUUACUAACACCACAGUGUUCUCAGUCUACUUAUGAGUAAGCAGUGAGGAUGGUCAGUUUCCCAGUGAGUGGUCAAGGUCUGUACCCCUGAUGAUGGGACAGGACAAUGCUGCUUGGACAGCCUUUUUUUUUAAAAGGACUUUCUCCCCCCCCAAUUUUCUAUUGAUUUUUACAGUUUACAUUUAUAUUCAAAUAAUAAUCAUAAUCAUACAUACAAAGGAUUCCAUUGGACUUCCCUCUGCCCCUCCAUGAGUUCCAUCAACAUUCCUUUUUUCAACUAGUAGCACCUUAGGUAAAGGUAAAGGGACUCCUGACCAUGAGGUCCAGUUAUGGACGACUCUGGGGUUGCGGCGCUCAUCUCACUUUACUGGCCGAGGGAGCCGGCGUACAGCUUCUGGGUCCUGUGGCCAGCAUGACUAAGCCGCUUCUGGUGAACCAGAGCAGCGUACGGAAACGCCGUUUACCUUCCCGCCGGAGUGGUACCUAUUUAUCUACUUGCACUUUGACGUGCUUUUGAACUGCUCGGUUGGCAGGAGCAGGGACCGAGCAAUGGGAGCUCACCCCUUCGCAGGGAUUCAAACUGCUGACCUUCUGAUCGGCAAGCCCUAGGCUCUGUGGUUUAACCCACAGCACCUUAGAGACCAACUAAGUUUGUUCUUGGUAUGAGCUUUUAGUAUCUGAAGAAGUGUGCAUGCACAUGAAAGCUCAUACCAAGAACAAACUUAGUUGGUCUCUAAGGUGCUACUAGACAAUUUUUAAAAUUUUUAAAAUAUAUUUCUACUGCGCCAGACCAACACGGCUACCACCUGAAUCUUUUUUCAACUGCAUCUUAUAAAAUUCUCCUUUUUGUUAAAAAUCCCUGUUUUCCCAUAGUUCUUGUUUCAUUACAAGUGUUACAAACCUGCCAAAGUUUUUAGUUGUUUACAGUGUUCUCCAAGAUAGAAUUACAAUUUUUUCCCAUUCCUUAGUAAAAUUUCUAUCUUCUUGAUUUCUGAUUUUCCUGGUCAUUUUCACCAUUUCAGCGUAAUCCAUCAUCUUUAUCAGCCAUUCUUCUCUGGUUGUGACUUUGUCUUCCUUCCAUCUCUGGGCCAGAAGUAGUUUUUAAAGGACUCUCUGAGCCCGAACUGGAUUUGGUGACACCUGGCUCCUUCUGACCAAUGAGAGCCAAUGUCACAUUUCUCAGCUGAACAGGGGAAAGCUUUCAGAAGACUUGGAAAGGUGACAGACAUUCACUGGCACAGAGGGAGAUGGGCCAUCUCCAAUGUAAAUCAAACCUUGAGUCCCCCCUCCCAACACCUUUCACUGCUAGACACCUUUAAUGUCGUCCUGUGAAUUGGAAUAACUGGCAAGCAAGUGAGCAAGGAUUUCUUGACAGAUACAACCCACAUCAAUUGCUAUUACUUAUGCUAAAGUAUAUGCACCAGAGUAAAAAAAGGUAAAGGACCCCUGACAGUUAAGUCCAGUCUCAACGACUCUGGGGUUGCGGCGCUCAUCUCACUUUACUGGUUGAGGGAGCCGGCGUUUGUCCCCAGUUUUUCCGGGUCAUGUGGCCAGCAUGACUAAGUCGCUUCUGGCGAAACCAGAGCAGUGCACGGAAACGUUGUUUACUUUCCUGCCGGCGUGGUACCUAUUUAUUUACUUGCACUUUGACGUGCUUUCCAACUGCUAGGUUGGCAGGAGCAGGGACCGAACGGGAGCUCACCCCUUUGCGGGGAUUCGAACUGGCGACCUUCCGAGUGGCAAGCCCAAAGCUCAGUGGUUUAGACCACAGCGCCACCCGCGUCCCCUAUGCACCAGAGUAAGACAUGCUAAAACUUCCUGGUAUAGUCAGGUAUUAUAAUGUAAACCUAUAGGCAGUUCCUCCAAGGUGCAAGACAGGGCAACCAGAUUUCCUAGAUCCUACAGCAAUCAAUCAUAGUCUGAUGCAGUUCUUCAAGGUUGCAACAGGUGAAGUGGGGUGACGUUCAGGAUUUUCCUCUGCACUCUGGAUGCUCUGCUGCUCAUUUAUAUUAUGUCAGAGACAACAAAGGAUAUAUGUGCACAAUUCACCUGCAAUAAGGGGAUGAUCAUAUUGGUUUACCUUAACAGGGCGGUUGUGCUACUUGAGAGACAGUAGUGAAAGUACUGUGAACAUCUUGCAAGCCCCCCCACCAGUGUUCAGGUUCUGUUACAUAACAGUGGGCAGAGAUGGGAUUGGCUGCUGAUGUCACAAUAGCCCUUAACUACGCACUGAGUGUUGCUUUUCCUUUGCUGCAGUUAAGGUUACUAGAUUUUUUCCAAUGAAUCUGGGGAUACUUUUAAACUUCAAUGGGUUUUGUAUGGGAACUGGUUCGUAAACCCGGGGACUGUCCCCGGAAAACGGGGGUGUCUGCUAACCUUAUCGUAGGAGGUUGUGGCAUUUGGGCGGGGGCAGCCCUCCCCACCCCCAGGGGAAAGGCCACAGGGCUCCUUCCGAUCCCUCUCAGCUUCCUGUUUGUCUUUCUCCUGCUCAGGAUAGCAAAGAGCUUUAGAAGGAGAUGGAAGCACUGUCAUCUGCAGCAUUAGUAUUAGAGAUUAUAAAACUAGCAAGUGAAACCACCAAUGAAUAUCUGCAGUGUAUCCUUGCCCCAUGGGACGCGGGUGGCGCUGUGGGUUAAACCACAGAGCCUAGGACUUGCCGAUCAGAAGGUUGGCGGUUCGAAUCCCCGCGACGGGGUGAGCUCCCAUUGCUCGGUCCCUGCUCCUGCCAACCUAGCAGUUCAAAAGCACAUCAAAGUUCAAGUAGAUAAAUAGGUACCACUCUGGCGGGAAGGUAAACGGCGUUUCCAUGCGCUGCUCUGGUUUGCCAGAAGCGGCUUAGUCAUGCUAGCCACAUGACCCGUAAGCUGACCCUCGGCCAAUAAAGCGAGAUGAGCGCCGCAACCCCAGAGUCGGCCACGACUCGACCUAAUGGUCAGGGGCCCCUUUACCUUUACCCUUGCCCCCUAAAAGAGAACUCCAGCAAUUUCCUUCAAGGAGGGCAUUCCACUCUACUCUGCCUCCUCCUUUUUCGUCACUCAUCCCUGCUGCUUCAAAGUGGGCGGAGCUGCCUUCCUUUUAUCAUUAUUUGUCCUUUUGCAAAACCGCAGAAGAAUGCAAGAUUGAAAUCCUCCCAUGUCUUGCAUGAGCGUGAAACUUUUUGCUGAAGCAAAGAUGGCAGCCCUCUCUGCAUUUGCCUGGGAGCAGGUCUCCUUGACCUCCGCGGAGUUGCCUUCAGAGCUAAUGUGCAAAAGGAGGAGCUGUUAGGGAGAGGAAGGAGGAAUAUGUAGCAUCCUAGACAGCGCUGGAGCUCUGCAUGGGGGGGUUUAGGUCCUCCACGGAGGCGUGGACCAAGUAAGUAGCAGAGUGGCAGGUAUCCACUGCGCACAGUUGCCUCCUUCAUGAUGACUCUCCCAACACAGCCCCAUUCAGCACCUGACCCUGGGGAGAUGCAAGGUGGGGAGGAACGGUGCACAAUGCGGGAUCUGUCUGAGGAGAUGAAUCGCCCUUUUGUUCUUAGGGGGAAUGCUAUCAACCCAUCCAUCUCCGCCAGGUAGGCACCUGCGCAGGGGCUCCUUCGCUCCUCUUCCGCCCCUGCAUAGCAUGCUUGCAGCAGAAGGCUGUGCCAAUGAGUAGAUGAGGGUUGUGACUGAGGGAUGCUCAGACUGGAACACCACCUAUUCAGUCAUCAAAGAGCAACGUGCUGGGUAAAUAGAUGGCUAGGGAGAGAAAAUUGUUAGGAGAAAGCUGCUACCUACGGAGGCCUCUGUUGGAAAAAGAACGGGAAGGUGUAGGUGGAAUCAAAGGAGUUAAACCGAGAGGGGGAACAGGAGUUCAUUUGCAUGGAAGUUGGAACUUAAGGGAUCAGCAGUCGGGGAAACAGCUUAGAACAAGAGCCAGAAUUCCUGGGUUCUAAGUUCUGCUUUCUGAAUCUCUGGAUCAUAGGUAGGCAAACUAAGGCCCGGGGGCCGGAUCCGGCCCAAUCACCUUCUAAAUCCGGCCCGCGGAUGGUCCAGGAAUCAGCGUGUUUUUACAUGAGUAGAAUGCGUCCUUUUAUUUAAAAUGCAUCUCUGGGUUAUUUGUGGGGCAUAGGAAUUCAUUCACCCCCCCAAAAAAUAUAGUCUGGCCCCCCACAAGGUCUGAGGGACAGUGGACCAGCCCCUGCUGAAAAAGUUUGCUGACCCUUACUCUAGAUCUUGAUUGGUGUCUCCCUCCUCCUAAGCCGCAGCUGUGACUCUACACCCUUGUAUGCAGGGAAAUCUUUUAAGCCUGUGCUCAACACCUCUCUCUCAUCCCUGCAGGGCCUUGAGAUGCCAGCUGAAAGCUGCUAUGACCCUGCCUUAUGCGGCCAUGCACAACCAAUGGUGCCACCUCCCAGCUACGGGCCGUGCACAGAGAUGGGGGACUGUUCGAUUUCCUACAGCCAUCCUGCUCCAGCAUACGAGCGCCCCUUCCCAGAAACUCUGCCAGGCCCUUGCACUGUCUACAGCUACACCGGCAUGCUGAUCUCGUCCUCCCUCGAGCCUCCUGGACCUGCCAUUCUGGGCGAAUGUAAAGGGGCACCAGGGAUGGUGCUGGAGAGGGACUUGGCCAGUUGCUAUGGGCCACAAGGCCCUUGCAAGCCCCAAGAGGACUUGGAAUCAGACUCUGGCUUGUCCCUUAACUACAGCGAUGCAGAGUCCCUAGAAGCAGAGGGGCUGGAGAGGGCAGAGUAUGCGCCACUGUACCCCAUGGACCAUGCACCACCCUACCCAAUGUUGCCCCCUGUGCCAGAGUUGCCCUGCGCCAACCCACCCCUGGAACAUUCUUUGGAGAAAGGGCGGAGCCCACGUGGGGAGCUGGUGGGCAGUCGGGACGAGCGGCGGGCCCUUGCCAUGAACAUCCCUUUCCCAGUCGAGAAGAUCAUCAACCUGCCCGUGGACGACUUCAACGAGCUGGUGACACGCUUCCCGCUGAGCGAGCCUCAGCUGGCUCUGAUCAGAGACAUCCGCCGGCGCGGCAAGAACAAAGUGGCAGCUCAGAAUUGCCGCAAGCGCAAGCUAGAGACCCUGGUUCACUUGGAGCGGGAGCUGGAGGAGCUGAGUUGCGAGAGGCAGCGGCUGCUACGGGACCAAGGAGAGUUUAACAGGACCCUAGCGCUCACCAAGCAAAAGUUGGGGGCUCUCUACCACCAGGUCUUUUGCAUGUUGCGUGAUGAAGCUGGCAACACUUACUCCCCUGAAGAGUAUGUGCUGCAGCUCACGGCAGAUGGCGGAGUCUUCCUGGUACCGCGAAACAACCAGCCAGACAACCCCAGUGACUGAACAGAGCAGAUUCUGGGGGGAGGAAUUGCAGGGAUUGAAUAGACCCAAAAUAAGCAACCCUGCACUAUUUUCAAGGAGACUCAAGGAGCCUCCACCUCAGGCUUUGAGGCUACCCAAACAGAGGAGCACUGUCUAUUGCAAGCCACAUGGCAAAUGAACGCAUAUACAUAUUUGUAACUGAACAAAUGCCAUUGCUUCUGAACUUAAAAGUGCUUAUGACUGUAUCUAGGCUGUUCUUUAAACACACAACCGAUUUACAGAAUUGGGAGAGGGAAACAGCUCUGGGAGCUCGAAGGCAACUAGAAUCUAUCCAAAGAACUAUUGACCUAGCCAAACUAAUCACUUUUGUUAGCUUGACAUUAUUUGCUUCAUCCACACACCAUUUCUAAGGUUAGUCUUUCCCAGAUUGUUUACUGAAGGCAGUACAGUCCUACCUUGGAUCUGAAACGGCUUAGUUGCUGAACGUUUCGGCUCCCAAACGAUUGAAAACUGGGAGUGUUCCAGUUGUUGGAAGCCAAAUGUCCAGUGCAGCUUCUGAUUGGCUGCAGGACUCUCAGAAUACAUUGCUUAGCAACCAGGCUACGACUGUAUUCCCAGACCAUUAUGGAAGAGAGAGUGGGGAACCUCGAACCUCAAGCCAGGGCCCAACCAAAUCUUCCUCCAAGCCUCUUUAUAUGGCCCUCUGAACUCAUGCAUGGCCUCCUGCUUUAUACCUCAAGUGCUGCCUCAAUGAAACAUGCCCAAGAAUUCUUGUUUACCUCAGUGGAAAGGUUGCAUAGAGUGUGAAAUUUGCCUACUGGCAAGGGGGUUGGACUAGAUGACCCUUGGGUCCCUUUCAACUCUUAAGAUUCUAUUAUUCUACUGUGCAAAAGCAAACUUGCAUUCACUGUUCCUCCUACUUUUGCCCCUGCCUCCACCCACCCGCUGGCAUGCAGCACAAAGACUGAAAAAAGAUCUGUAUGGUGGUGUUAGAUCUGUCUCCUAACAAAAGGUAUAGCAACUCAUUUAAUUCUGAUCAGAAUUAAUUCUCCACCCACCCUGCCUUCCUGGUCUUCGGAAACUACAAGGUCUCUAGAACAGUGAUGGGAAACGUAAGGUCUUCCAGAUGAUGGACUUCAGCUCACAAGCUCAGGAAGCAAGCCUGAUGUUGGGAAUUGGGAGUCUAGCCCAGACAGCCUGUUUCUUAAAUUUAUUCUAGAGGGCCAAAUGAAUUAGCACUAGUGGAGUUGAAUCCAGUGUUUCUCAAAAGGGGUUGGCAUACCCUCCAGUGCAGAAUAUUAAGAUUGGGGGUAGGGGAGUGCUUCCAAAAUGUAGGAGCCACAAAAUUUCAACUUUUGAAAAUUCAACAGAAAAUGAGGCUGCUUGCAAUCUUUUCAGAAUUGGCCAUAGUCAUGCUCCAUUAAGAGCACACAGGACUCUUCAGACCCCCGUUUCCCCCUCAUUUUGUGGAACUAUGCUUGCUGUUGGCUACAAGCACCACUUCAGGCAUUUGAAGUUAAAUACAAGGCUCAUCCACAGUGCCCCACAAGUCCCGUAUACAAAUCCAAGGUUUCCCUUUUGCUCUGCAACUUUCGCGAGGAAAACCCAGUUUACUGUUUAAUCAGAACAAACAUCCACAGAAAAUCCAAUUGAUAUUUGUUCCGAUUCAGUGGUGAACAGUGUAAAGACACCAAAACAAACCACACACCAGAGACCUGUGCAUAGAAACGAGACAAAAGGAAGUGAAUGAACCCUUCCACAAAAAAACUGCAAGGAGGAACCAAAACUGGUUCUAUGACCCGUGCUCUGCUAGAAUAAAUUAUGCAAGCCUACUUGACUAAGGCUCAGGAAAGAGCAGAGGCUUUUAAGAACCAGGUGCUGUCCGGGGAUCUUACUGUCGCUUCCAGAUUGUUGAGGUGCGGUACAAAAUUGUUUUAGCCAACUACGUAUUACAAACCUGAGUUUUAGCAGGGAGGCUAGCUUGUGGCUCAAGAAGUUCGAAGUCUCUGUAAAUUAUGGGACCAGCUUAUUAUGGGACAGGCUUGCACUAGCUCUGGUAGAUCAGCCCUUGCUUUUUACCCAUGGAAAUCAACAACAUAAUGUGGUCUCUUAAAAUGCAUGCUGCUUUCCAGAAAUGCAGGCCACCUGCAUCCCCCAGUAUAAGUGUACCAGGGUGUUGGGCAGAACACACUUGUGCAGGAGAGGACUGUGGCAUCAAAACACAUCUGGCCUGCAAAGCAGCAUGGCCACUCACAAUGUGUAAAUAAGUUGCACUUAAAUCUUUCUACAGAAUAAACUUGUUUGGUUAAA
Messenger RNA from Podarcis lilfordi (Lilford's wall lizard), 30017 nucleotides. NCBI's taxonomy places the organism in Eukaryota, Metazoa, Chordata, Lepidosauria, Squamata, Lacertidae. The record is from the annotation of a GenBank genome assembly.